This is a messenger RNA of Uranotaenia lowii, 825 nucleotides long. Its product is annotated as 26S proteasome non-ATPase regulatory subunit 10-like. The record is from RefSeq and is a predicted model, not a curated record. The transcript has 3 exons. Gene Ontology annotation, cellular component: nucleus. Gene Ontology annotation, biological process: positive regulation of transcription by RNA polymerase II. NCBI's taxonomy places the organism in Eukaryota, Metazoa, Arthropoda, Insecta, Diptera, Culicidae. The coding region runs from base 121 to 801 and encodes 226 amino acids. Gene Ontology annotation, molecular function: protein binding; transcription cis-regulatory region binding.
UCAAAUUUGACGACUCAUUCCAUCGGCCGGCGAUUUUCGUUUCGUGCAGGAUAAGUUUUCUUGAUUUCAACCAAAUUUUCACAAUAUUGUAGGUUGUUUUGCCUUAAAAUUGGUUACAAAAUGGAAAAGGACAUACCCCUGUACGACCUGGCUCAGCAGGACUACCACGUGUUGGAGGAAAUGAUUUCCUCCAAACCGGAGCUCAUCACCAAAAAGGAUUCGAACGAUCGUUACCUUCUUCACUGGGCCGCCCUUCGGGGACGAGAAUUGAUGGUCGAAGAGCUUCUGAAAAAGGCUCCGCAACAGCUGGAAACGCAUGACGAUACCGGUGCCAAUCCGCUUAUUUUGGCUGCCCUUGGGGGGCAUCUUAGCACGGUACGAUUGCUGGUCGGACAAGGAGCUGUGAUCAACCACCGGAACCUGCAGGGACAUUCGGCGUUACAGUACGCUUGUUCUAAGGGGCAUUUUGAGAUUGCCAAGUUUCUUCUGGACGAAGGGGCUGACGUCAACGUGACCGAUAAUCGGCAUGACACAGCUCUUCACCGAGUUGCUUCCCAAGGGCGAACGGAAAUUCUCAAAUACCUCCUUGAGCAUUCUGCCAAGGCAGAUGUUCAAAAUGCCGAAGGCAACACUCCGCUGCAUCUGGCAUGUGAGGAUGAACAGAACAGCUGCGCCCUACUGCUGGUGGAACAUGGAGCCUCGAUUCAUGUUCAGAACAAAGAGAAAAAGACUCCUCUUGAUUUGGCAAAACCUGGACUUCGAAGAAAUCUCAAGACAAAGCUCGGAAUUGGUGAUGAAUAAAUAACGAUUUUUUCUGGAUCUCAA